This is a messenger RNA of Plenodomus lingam JN3, 3588 nucleotides long. Lineage: Eukaryota; Fungi; Ascomycota; Dothideomycetes; Pleosporales; Leptosphaeriaceae. The record is from RefSeq and is a predicted model, not a curated record.
AUGUUCCCCCUGCUGAUUCUUUUCAUUGGUAACCUCGUGCAAGUCCUCAAGGAUUUCAAUCUUGGCACAAUACCGCAAGAACAGCUCAGUGAGCAGAUUCGCGAUAUUGCUCUCUACAUUGUCUACCUUUUCCUCGGUCAGCUGGUCUCCGUCUUCAUCUUCACCAACGGCUGCCUUCUCGUCGGCGAGGCCAUCACCAAUGCCAUUCGCGAAAAGUAUGUCCGCUCCCUCUUCCGGCAGAACAUUGCCUUCUUCGACACCUACGGAUCCGGUAAAAUCACCUCCCAGCUCACCUCGAGCACGGCAACCAUUCAAGAUGCCAUAUCACACAAGAUUGGCUUGUUUGUCAGCGCCUGCUCCUGCUUUGUCGCCUCCUACGCCAUUGGUUUCGUCAAGCACUGGAAGCUCACCUUCAUCCUGACCUCCACCGUCGUCGCCAUCACGGGCGUCAUGAUCAUCAUGUCCGGCUUCAUGGCCAAGUUUGGAGCCAAUUCUUCCGGUGCGCUUGCAGAAGCUUCGGCAAAGCUCGAGGAAACCUUUAGCGGUAUCCGCGUCGUCAAGGCCCUUGGCUUAGAGAAACGCUUAUCCGACGAACUGGAUCCACAGCUCCUCAACAUCGAGUUCUGGGGUAAGCGAGUGAGACAUGUCAUGGGAUGGAUGUUGGCCAUCAUGUACGGUCUCAUCUUUCUCAACUAUGGAUUGGCCAUAUGGCAGGGCUAUAGGUUCAUGCAAGGCGGGACAGAAGACGUCGGUGCCAUCAUCACCGUACUCAUGUGUCUCAACAUUGGAGCGUUCUUGUUCGGCAACGUGGGGCCCCAUCUUCAGGCCAUGAGCCUCGGAGCCGCUGCCGCCCAAGACAUAUUCGCCGUCAUUGAGCGUGAGUCGGUUACGGAUGGCGGCGCGCCGCCCGGAUCAUUCGAGGUCGAAGGAAACAUUGAAUUCCGCAACGUCAGCCAUGUCUAUCCCAGCCGGCCAGACACACACGUCCUCCAGGAUUUCAGCAUGAUCUUCCCCGCUGGCAAAGUCACGGCCAUUGUCGGCGCCUCUGGUAGCGGCAAGAGUACCAUUGUCAGCAUCUUGGAGAGGUUCUACGAACCUGUCAGUGGGCAGGUCUUCCUGGACGGCCACGACAUCACCCACCUCAACGUGCAAUGGCUCAGACAGCAGUUUGGCUUGGUCGGUCAGGAGCCCGUGCUCUUCAACGGAUCCAUCUUCAAAAACGUUGCGUACGGUCUCAAAGGUACACAAUAUGGGCAAGAAUCGAGGGAGGUCACCAUGAAGCUCGUGACCGAAGCUUGCCGUAUUGCCAAUGCGCAUGACUUCAUCACUGCCCUUCCUCACGGAUAUGAUCAAGAGGUUGGCAUUCGCGGCGCUUCUCUCAGCGGCGGCCAGAGGCAGCGAAUUGCCAUUGCACGAGCCAUUGUGUCGGGUCCAAAGAUUCUCCUGCUCGACGAGGCUACCUCAGCACUCGAUGUCCAGUCCGAAGAGGCGGUCCAAUUGGGACUCAACAUGGCCUCUUCUGGUCGCACUACCAUUGUCGUCGCCCAUUCGCUGUCCACCAUCAAGCUCGCUGACAACAUCAUCGUCAUGGAAAAAGGUCGGGUCGCUCAGCAAGGAACCCAUGCCGAAUUGGAGGCUCAGGAAGGAUUGUACCAAACAUUCGUGCGCAGACAACAAUUGAAGCAAGCCACCUUGGAACCACCCCAUGCUCGCAUCACGCCCGCUGUCGAUACUCCUGCUUCCCCGCAACAUCGUCUCUCGGAGAAGACUGGCAGUAUCUAUGGACAAGGCGAAUCGGAAGCAGCCGACAAGAGUCCCUCUACAAAGUACUCGUUUGUGCAGCUCGUCAAAUUUGUUGCUAGGUUCAACAAGGAAGAUUGGCGAUUGAUGGUGACAGGAAUAGCGAGCGCCGUCAUUUCCGGUGCCGUAUGGCCGGCCCACAGUGUAUUCUUUGCCAAAGCUAUUGUCGCGCUUUCUUCUCCGUCACCUGCAUCUCUGGCUCGAGGUCCAAACUUCUGGGCUGCCAUGUACGUCAUGCUAGCUUUUGUGCAGAUCGCCAGUCAGGGAGUUCAGGGCAGUGCAUUCGCAAUCUGUGCCGAACGACUGAUACUGCGUGCUCGUCGCGUAGCUUUCAAAUACCUUCUCCGCCAGGACGUGGAGUUCUUUGACGAUCCUCUGCACUCUUCCGGCAUCAUGACCAGCUUCGUCAGCUCUGAUGUCAAUGCCCUCGCGGGAUUGAGCGGCGUCUUCCUGGGAACCCUGUUCAGUGCAACGGCAACGGUUUUGGGAGGCUUGAUUCUCUCGCUGGCCGUUGGCUGGAAAUUGACCCUGGUCACCAUGGGCACGAUUCCCAUCAUCAUCGUUGCCGGCUACCUACGACUCAAAUUGGUCGGAACUUUGGAAAAGAUUUCGCGCAAGGUACAUGAAGAAUCUGCAGGCCGCGUGUGCGAGGAAAUCAACGCUGUCAGGACCGUUGCGGCUUCUUGCCUCGAGGACGAGAUGUGUGAAGACUAUGUUCGCAGCUUGAAGUCGAAGGAAAAAACCUAUCUACGGGCAACCCUGUGGAGCUCUGGCUGGUAUGCUUUGUCGGAAGCAGUGCCGCUUGGUUGUAUGUCGCUGGGCUUCUGGUAUGGUGCUACACUAGUCAUGAGAACAGAGUACACGACCGAGCAAUUCUUCAUAGUGGUCACUGCCGUCAUCUUUGGUGCCUCAUCCGCUGGUCUCGUCUUUGCCUUUGCUCCUGAUUUUGGCAAGGCUGGCGUAUCAGCAGAGAGACUGCAAGAGCUCGUGGAUCGACAGCCCGAGGUGGAUACUUGGUCUGAAGAGGGCGAUCAUAUCGAGACGACAAACGGAAAGGUGGACGUUUCCAAUGUUGUCUUCUACUACAAUCAACGAUCGAAAACUCCUGUACUCAACUCCAUCUCACUUGGCGCCGCUCCUGGACAAUCCAUCGGCCUUUGUGGUGGGAGCGGGUCGGGUAAAAGUACUGUCGCUUCGCUCCUCGAGCGCUUUUACAAUCCCUCUUCUGGGACGGUCAGUCUGGACGAAAAGGAUGUGCGCACGAUCAACAUCAACAGCUAUCGCGCUCAGUUCGCCUUGGUCAACCAGGAACCCCUGCUCUUCUCCUGCUCUAUUCGUGAGAACCUGCUUUAUGGUUCGCUUGGCAAGGACCUUACAGACUCGGAGAUUGAAGAAGCCUGCAAGAUGGCUCAAGUCUACGACUUUGUCUGCUCAUUGCCAGAAGGGCUAGACACUUCCUUUGGAUCCAACGCGGUGAUGCUUAGUGGUGGUCAGAGGCAACGUCUCUCGAUUGCGCGCGCCAUUCUUCGCAAACCCCGUGUCUUGAUUCUCGAUGAGGCUACCUCGGCCCUUGACUCGACCUCGGAACGGGCCGUCAUUGAAGCAUUGACGAAAACAGCCGAGGGUAGAACGACAAUCAUGGUUGCGCACAGACUCAGCACGAUCCAAGGAUGCGACAAGAUCUUUUACCUCCGCGCUGGUGCGGUGGCUGAAGAAGGAACACAUGAGGAGUUGAUGGCGAAACGAGGCAGUUACUAUGACAGUGUCAACCUGCAGUCUCUGGGAUAA